CAUUAGUUACAAGGAUAUCUACUGUUUCUAGCCAACAACAUUUAAGCUCACCUAACAGGAUGUUCAUCACAAAGUAUAUAUCAGUGCGACUUUUCAUAGGUUUUAUCAUCGGAUUUGGUACUGACAGAUUAUUCACAGAGUUGAUUGGUCAUAUGCCAGAGACGAGCUUUGUGAUGAGACGAGUCAACGUGUCCCAUAGUGCACCAGAACAUCCGGGAAUCAGAAAAGUGGCCACAGAUAAUGUUCCAAACAGUAUAGAAACAGUUAUGAGGAAUGAGGAAAAUGUUGUGCAAACUAAGAACCCAAUCAGUUCAGAUGAUGAGAAGCAGACCAUGAAAGAUGCAAAGUCAGUGAACCCCACCAACAGAACUUUCCGUCCUGUCCCGUCACCUGAGAAAAAUGGGAACAAAAAUACUAUUUCUCAAAACAACGAGUUGAUGUUCCCAUACGAUAAAUAUACAAGGUUUGGUCUUGAAUGGAAGGGCAUUUUGGAGGAAUACGAAUACGUGUAUAGUAAUUUAAAAACAGAAGAAAAAAAAAGCAGUGUGCCAUUCAUUCUUGGUAAGGAGAACUUUUGGAUGUCAUCAACGGAAAAAAGUAGGGCAUACUUUUAUGAAAACCAAAAACACUUCAAGAAGGGCGAUCAUAUACACGUAGUCGUAGAAACAUAUGAUAAAUAUGACAACAGACGAAACAAAGGUGGAGAUAUGUUCCAAGCUGUCAUGUCAAAUACACAGCUACAGAAAAGCACAGCAGGGAGAGUAUAUGACUAUGGAAAUGGUACAUAUUCUAUCUAUUUCUAUGCUGCAUGGUCUGGAGAUGCAAAAAUAUCCGUGUACUUAUUGUUCACAAGAGAGUUGAUACUUUACUUCAACAGUGAACGACUAAAAGAACAGCGUGUACCCUGGACGGGUCAUUAUGGCGAUGGUGUCAAAACUGAGACUACUGCAUGUUCAUUACUUCGUGAAGGAGUGUGGGCAGAUAAAUGUACUUACGGAAAUGAAAAUUCACUAGGCGGCACUGUUUUUAUAUGUGAUAAACCGAAAUCCUUCUCUUGUCAACAACUUGUGAACGCUACUUCCGGCAUCGCGGUUCUUGUACAAGUCGCAGAACAGGAGAAACAAAAUAUUGCUUACUUAUUCAAAGGGAAGGAACAAACUCGACUUGCCUGUACACCACUGGCGAUAAAGAUAGCGGAUUCAUCAUUCAAGUUACCAUCUCUUCCACCAUGUGGCCCAGACUUGCCGAUUCCUAUUUCCGAUGGUUACUGGUCAGAUAACAAUACAUAUGUUUCAUUAGUAUGCAAAAGUCAACAGUGGACUCCUGUCCAGAUUAGGAAAUGUUUAUCCAACGUGGCUAUACGAUUAUGUGGUGACUCGACAAUUGGUCAAAUUCGACAACGACUUUCCUGGGUCCACAAUCACACAGAUAUAAUUACAGGCAAUGGUUUCUUUUCAGUGGGGCCUAAUCCAGUUUAUUUUUGGAACUUUACCUUUGAGAGUGAAUUCCUCGACAGCAUUACUACGGAGAAUUGUGCCUCUAAGAAAUAUGUGAUAAUGAUGAACAUAAUGUUUCAUUAUGCAUCUUGGUCACUUCGUUCCUACAUCGACAGACUGUUUGUCACAAAGUUUGCGGUUCAAAGAUUUUUGAAGCGAUGUCCAACAGCAGUAGUUAUAUUUAAGUCUGCACAUACUCGGGAUAAUGUCAAUGCGAUUCAGGUUUUACACAGUAGUAACUGGGCAUUCUACGACAUGGAUCGUAUGAUAAGGAGUGUGUUUAGUGGCAUAGGCGUACAUUUCCUUGGAGUUUGGGAUAUGUGUCUAUCGCAUUUCUCUAAGCCCGAUGUUCACAUGGCCAAAAAUGUAAUUGAACAAGAAAUACAGCUAAUGUUUUCCUAUAUAUGCCCCGAAUUAGUAGAAGGGUAA
This is a messenger RNA of Saccoglossus kowalevskii, 1925 nucleotides long. Its product is annotated as NXPE family member 3-like. The record is from RefSeq and is a predicted model, not a curated record. NCBI's taxonomy places the organism in Eukaryota, Metazoa, Hemichordata, Enteropneusta, Harrimaniidae.